AGAUGUAUCCGACUCUCCCGUUACUUUUAAACCGCUUCCCCCACCUUUACCCACUUUUUCUUAGCUGUUCUACUGACGAUAACAUUACAUGGGAUUAAAGUACGUUGCAAGUCAUUGAAAUACGACGAACUAAUGGAACAAGAAGUAUUAUUAUUGUGUUCUACGAAUAUUUAUACACAUAAACAUUAUUAGUUAUAUCGUGAGUGUGUGUGUGUGUGUGUGUGUAUGUGUAGUUCGUUAAAAACUCAUUUAUUUUAUGAAGCAAGAGCAUGGAUCUUAAACUAGGACCGGUGUUGACUGUUAAACAAGGUCGAAUAAAAGGUGUCAUAGAAGAAAAUAUUGUUGACAAUGUGAAAUAUUAUAUUUAUCGUGGAAUACCUUAUGCCAAACCACCGAUAGGUAAACUUAAAUUUCAAGAUCCAUUGCCACCCGAGGAAUGGUUUGGAAUAAGGGAUUGUAGCAAAUUUGGUAACGUUUGUGCACAAAUAGACAGAAUGACGAAUGAAAUGAUAGGAAGCGAUGAUUGUUUGUAUUUAAACGUUUAUACACCUAGAAUUGAGUUGUAUGCGAAAUUGGCAGUAAUGGUAUGGAUCCAUGGUGGUGGUUUCUAUAUGGGUUCGGGAAACGAUAAUUUGUACAGGCCAGAUUAUAUCGUUCGAAAGGAUAUAAUCGUUGUCACGAUCAAUUAUCGAUUUGGUCCUUUGGGAUUCCUGAAUUUGGAGGAUAAUGUUGCACCAGGUAAUCAAGGCCUAAAGGACGUAGUAAUGGCAUUACGUUGGGUUAAAGAUAAUAUUGCAGUAUUUGGUGGAGAUCCUGAGAACGUGACUAUAUUUGGUGAAAGUGCUGGUGGAGCUAUAGUUCAUUAUUUAACAAUGUCACCAAUGGCAGAAGGAUUAUUUCACAAGGCUAUAGCACAAAGUGGUUUGGCUACAAACUUUUGGGCAUCCAUGCUCGUGGAACCCAGGAGAUACGCUUAUCAGUUAUCCAGCAUGUUAGGUUUCAAAUCUCAUGAUCCUAAAGCUAUCCUUGAGUUUCUACAAAAUAUUGACUUGGAAAAACUCGUUAGAUAUCAAUUCAAAAUCCUGUCACCAAUGGAAAAAAUGUAUGUCUUUACGCCCUUUUUACCAGGAGUAGAUUAUAAAUCAAAUAAUCCAUUUUUAUUACAACCACCAACGAUAGCCAUGAAAUUUGGAAUUAAGGUACCAUUUCUAUUUGGUUUUAACGAUAACGAAGGAUCUUUUAUUUUCGGCAAUAACGAUUAUUCUUCACAAUUCAGGAAAAAGACAGAUAAGACAAAUUUUAAUUUCAAUAAUUUAUUAUCACCACCUUUGUUGAAUUUAUUGAAGGAAAGAAAUCUUACAAUUAACGAAUUCAAAAGUUUAUACUUCAAUGAAAAAUCAUUCAACGAUCAACCGAUUGAAAAUUUCGUUCAAUUUAUAUCCGAUUAUUAUUUUUUACAUCAUAUUUUUGAAUUGGCAAAUGUAUUGCCAAAUUUUAACAAUUUACCCGUGUAUUUUUAUAAAUUUUCUUACGACUCUGAGGAACCUACUUUCAUGAAAACUAUUUUCGACAUUGAUAUGUCAGGAGCCACUCAUUCGGACGAAUUGAAUUAUUUUUUCUAUGGAACAAUUUAUCCAUUAUUAAAUUUAAAACCCCAUCGUCCUGGUACACAAAAUUACAAAAUAAUGGAAUGUGUUACACAAUUGUGGACUGAUUUUGCUAAAACUGGAAAUCCAACACCAAAAACUACGAAACUUGUACCAGUCUUAUGGAAACCUUUGGAAAUAAAUUCCAAAACGUACGAUUAUCUCAAUAUAAAUAAACAAUUAAAAAUGGAAAGUAUACCGAAAGGUGUUCAACGAUUUGAAUGGAAUCCAAAGACGAAGAAUAAAUUAUAAUUUAAAUUAUAAAUAAAUUUAAUAUUAUAAUUUAACGAUCCUAUUUAAGGGGUAACACCACUAUAGAGCCUGAAAUAAAAGCCUUUAUUUGGGAAUUUUUGUUGUUGCGAAAACUAAAUGAGGUAUAGAAUUUCUUUUUUGAGGGUUGGUUAAUCAUAUAUUGAACUAUGUAAAGAAAUAUUUUGAUUGAUUUUAGAUAGAAAAUGGCAUAGUCAAUAUUCGUGACUGAACAAAACCCAGUUUUUUCUUUUUUUUUUUACUAAAAUGGGCGGGCGGAUUCAUAUCUGGGCAACUAUGAGACCUAGAAUAAAAAACAAAAGAAAUUCUUAAUCUAUGUACUUAUUAUCUUGAGAAGUACAUAGGGAUUUUUCUCUAAGUCAAAUUUUGUGAAAAUGUCGUAAUUUUGAAUUAAAAAAAAGUCGACUUUUCGACGAAAAAAAAAUGUAGAUAAUUGUUUAUAAAAUGAAAAGUUUACAUUCAAUUAAAAAUCGGAUAUGUACUUAUGUAGAUAAUACAACUAUUAAACUAUCUUCAAAAUUUCAAGUCAAUCGGUUUAAAUAAUGCUCGAGUUCUGAGUCUGUCCAGUUUUAAAAAUGUAGUUUCGAGAAAAACGCAUUUAAAGUUUUGUCAUCACUAUUCGAGGCGCUUUGAAGCGCUUCGUAAAAAUAAGAUUUCACCAUGUUAACAAUUUUUUGUUUGCUUCGGGACCAUGUUCAUAAUGUUUUUAGAUAUCUAAAGUACACUUUAAGCUAAAAA
This is a messenger RNA of Polistes dominula (European paper wasp), 2654 nucleotides long. RefSeq names its product juvenile hormone esterase. Lineage: Eukaryota; Metazoa; Arthropoda; Insecta; Hymenoptera; Vespidae. The record is from RefSeq and is a predicted model, not a curated record.